Molecule: messenger RNA, 2047 nt
Organism: Rhopalosiphum padi (bird cherry-oat aphid)
Lineage: Eukaryota; Metazoa; Arthropoda; Insecta; Hemiptera; Aphididae
Gene: RhoGAP5A
Product: N-chimaerin
Exons: 9
Coding region: 223-1557 (444 amino acids)
Biological process (GO): regulation of GTPase activity; signal transduction
Molecular function (GO): GTPase activator activity
Source: RefSeq, a predicted model, not a curated record
AAUUAUUUUUCUAUUAUUUUUUUAAGCGUUUUUCUUAUACUUUAUUUGAAAAUAAUCAAUUAUUUAUGUUUACUGUAAAAAAUACCACUUGUUAGUUGUUAGUACCCAAUUAGAAGGAAAACAAUUACAAUUUUACAAAUUUACUUAACAUUCUUUAAACGUUGUUUUAGAUUUAAUAAUGUAAAAUCAGUUAAUCGUAACUAUUAUUCUGGAGCAUAACUAAUGGAGAAGGAAGAACGUAAAGAAGUAUAUGAUACUCCAGUAACUGACGAAAAUGGAUCUCCAAUCAGCAUUGUUUGGAAACCUGAUCUUUAUAAACUCCAACAAGAAUCCCCUAAGCCUCAACCAGUAUUUGCACCUAGCGCUGUGUCUGGAUGUCCAUUUUUCUAUGGUCUUGAAUAUCACGGUGCGAUGAAUCAUAAAGAAGCAAAUUCAUUAUUAAUAGAUGAUGGUAACUAUCUGAUACGACUAAGUACCAGUUCAGACGAUAAGACGUAUACACUAUCAUUAAAAAUAUUUGGAAAAGUCCAUCACUAUAAAUUAUUUUAUGACGGACAACAUUAUGUGUCACAAAAACGUUUUAACACAAUUAAUGAUCUUGUUGCAGAUGGAUUAGUAACAUUGUACAUGGAAUCUAAAGCUGGAAAAUACAUCUAUUUAAUGCAUAGUUUAAUAAGUUAUGAAAAAAGUCCUUAUAUGACGUUAAAUAAACUCAAACGUAAAACAAUCAAAAAACUAAAACCGAGACAGCUAAAUUGUGAAGAAGUAGUGGAUUAUGACAAGCCUCACAAUUUUAAAACACAUAACUUUAAAGGGCUUAAUUGGUGUGAAUUGUGUAGUAAUUUUUUAUGGGGUUUUACUCAGCAAGGCGUGAAAUGUGAAGAUUGUGGUUUCAGUGCACAUUUCAAGUGUUCUGAAAAGUUGCCACCAGAUUGUUAUCCAGAUUUAAAAUUGUUUCGAGGCGUUUUUGGCAUUGAUUUAACUACUCAUGUUAAGGCCUAUAAAACAAAUAGACCGUUUGUUGUAGACAAAUGUGUUGAAGAAAUUGAAAGGCGUGGCAUGUCUGCUGAAGGAAUUUACAGAGUAUCUGGUUUUCAAGAAGAAAUGGAUAGUUUGAGAUUAGCUUUAGAUAAAGAUGGUAAAGGAACAAUAAUGGAUGAUCAAGCUUAUGAAAAUAUACACGUAGUAGCUAGUAUUUUAAAAAUGUAUCUCAGAUUGCUUCCAAUACCACUAAUCACAUAUGAUGUCCAUCCCUUAGUCAUAAAAGCUUUAGAAAUUCAAAUGUCCUGGGAAAGAUUAGCUGAAAUGAGAGCCGCUCUGAAAAAAUUGCCUCCAGCACACUUUAAUACUUUAAGCUAUUUAAUGGCUCAUUUGCACAGGGUGACUUUACGAUUAGAUGAAAAUAAAAUGACUGCUCAAAAUCUAAGCACAGUUUUUGCGCCAACUCUUAUGCCAAUGCCUGAUUUAAUUGAUUUCAAAGGUACAAUACCAGACAUGAAUCGCGAUAUAAGUGCAUUACAUAUGAUUAUUGAAAACCAAAAUGCAAUAUUUAAUUGACAAUUUACAAUAGUUUAUUGGAAAAUUAUUGUGAAAACAAAUGCAAUAAUUUUUUUUGUUUUACUUGAUUCAGUAUUAUUUUAUAACAAAUUUUUAUUAUAAUUUUAAAAUGAAUAUUUUAUAUGAAAUUUAUUUUUUUUAUUCUCAACUAUAUUUUUUAUAAAUGUAUGUAUUUAAUUAUAUGUUAUUUUAUAUGGGUAUAUUUUUCUAUUAUUGUGCGAUUUUUUUUCAUGUUUUAUAAAAAUAUAUAUAUUUCCAAGUUUACAGUAUUAUUAUUAUUAUCAUUAUUAUUUAUAACAAGAUAAACAAUAAAAUAGUUUUGUGAUUAAAUUAUGUAGGGAAAAAUCGGCAAAGACCGUUGACUACUCAGUGGAUUUUUAAUUUUUAAUUUUCAUGAUUCUCUGUUAUAAUGUUCACAUCCAAUUUUAAUGGAUAUACGUUUGUAAUAGUUAAUUACAUUUAAUAUCAUCAAUAAAUGUUGGUAUCAAUA